GCCUUUUUUGGAGUAAUUUUCCAAAAACAGUUAUCACGAUCAUCAUAACAUCAAUUCAAUUCUCGAGCAGUGUGUAGAUUACUCAAAAAUCGGUGGGGAGCGUAGACGACGUUUCUUCGUGCAGCUAAAUAUCCAGCGGCGCUUAACACUAAUCAAUUCCUACACUAACGACGGACGGACAGUGUUUUUUUUGUUAGCAAAUCGGUGUCAGGAAGCUAGUGCCGGAAAAAAUGGAAAAAACGAGACAGUUUUAUGGCUCCCUCAACAACUCGUUUGAUUCAAUGGCUGCGAAAAUGGCUCAUUCUAUGAAAAGUGAAGAAAAGCAGCGGCUACUCGACUCGGAACACCCGGUCCCUACUAACUCCGUGGUGGAUAUGGAGAAUGUUGCGGCUGAUGAUGAUUUGCUCGGCAACCGAAACAUUGAGCAUCCAACCAGUAAUUUCGACACCAUGGUACAUCUGCUGAAAGGAAAUAUUGGAACUGGUAUCUUAGCUAUGCCGGAUGCCUUCAGGAACGCUGGAUGGGUCAUAGGCUUGUUUGGGACAUUGACAAUGGGUAUCAUCUGCACACACUGUAUGCAUAUGUUGGUGGAGUGCUCAAGAGAGCUGUGCCGAAGAACUCAGACGCCCUCUCUGAGCUUUGCUGAGGUAGUGGAGGCUGCCUGCAGGACUGGGCCGGAAUUUUUGCAGCGCAAAGCCAAAGUGGCCAAGUUCAUUUUAAACAUCUUUCUCUUCAUUACCCAGAUGGGCUUCUGUUGUGUCUACUAUGUCUUCGUGGCUGUUAAUCUGCAGGAAGUGGUCAAGCAUUAUUUCGUGGAUCUUCCCGUCUAUUGGUACUUUGUGUUUCUUAUGGUGCCGCUGGUGCUGCUCAACUGGGUGAAGAGCUUGAAGUACUUGACGCCUGCCUCUCUUUUCGCCUCAAUCGUCAUGUCUACAGGGCUGAUUAUCACGUUCUUCUACAUGCUUCAAGGGCUUUCGCCUGUCUCUACAAUCAAUGCCUUUUCCAGCUGGGGACAGUUGCCGUUGUACUUCGGAACUGCUGUUUAUGCCUUUGAAGGCAUUGGAGUGGUGCUGCCUUUAGAGAGCAACAUGAGGAAUCCCCAGGACUUUGGCGGUUGGAAUGGUGUGUUGAAUAGGGGAAUGAUCGUAGUGGCUGUGCUCUAUACAGCUGUGGGCUUCUUCGGCUACUUGAAGUAUGGGGAUAAAGCAGUUUUGGGAAGUGUUACGCUGCUGCUGCCCGCAGAUGAAAUCUUGGCUCAAUCCGUGCGCCUGAUGAUGGCGGUGGCGAUCUUGCUUUCCUAUAGUCUGCAGUUUUACGUGCCCUUCAACAUAAUCUGGCCCAGCAUUGAGCACCAUUUCCAAGAUGAAAAAACGCGCCAAUAUGCCGAGUACUUCACACGUACGGCCUUGGUUUUUAUCACUUUUAUUUUUGCUGUCGCUAUUCCAAAUUUAGGCGCAGUCAUUUCCUUGGUGGGCGCCUUUAGCAGUAGUGCUCUUGCGAUGAUUUUUCCUCCUUUGGUGGAAAUCGUCACAUUUUGGCCUGACAAAAUGGCCCGUAACGAUUGGAUGCUUUGGAAAAAUAUUGUAAUAGUCACCAUUGGGUUUCUGGGCUUUCUGACCGGUUCGUACGUGAGCAUUUGUAACAUUUUAAAUCCGGGUGCCACGACUUAAAGUCGCUUUGCUUCAUUCAUUGAUUUGCGCGCUUAAGUGUAAAUGAGCAUUGAAAAGUUUUCCUUAUUUCUGUGAUAGCAAUUUCUGGACUGGUGACGUUGAGACGAAAGAGAUUUUCUUGAUCAAAACCCCCGCAGAAUGUCGACCGACAAUAAUUGACAAUAUAAUUAUCGUUAUCUAACAGAACUGAGAUUUAUCGAAGUCUGCUUUCACGCUGGCCAUUUAUCUUGAGCUGGUUAUUUUGACAAUUUCUUGAAGAAGUUGAAAACAUUUCGGUGGAUGAUCUCUAGUCAGAGUAGUUUUAGAGUUAGUUCGAAGAUUCGCUCGAGGCCAGCGCUUUCCUUUCCAGAUAUAAUACCCGGAAUAAAUAGCCUCAGCUUACCCUGAAGGACACAAAUUCUGGGCAUCAAAGCCAUUUUAUUCAGUCCGAUUCCAAGUAAACUCUCGCAUCAGCUGUAUAUCCUGUAUAGUUAUACAUAUAGAAAAUACUAUUCUGAUGAUGCUUAUUAAUCAGAAAUUAUUUAGAUGAUGAUAAACUGUUAAGUGUACUAUAAAGUCUAUUUAGAGUAUGUUCUGUGGAUAUGUAUGGCCGGCCAUAGUAUAUUUGUAUUUAUUAUUAUUGUGUGUUUUAGUUGAUUGCUGUCUAUUUUUGUAUCGAAAAUAUAUGCUUUAAUAUCGA
Messenger RNA from Dendroctonus ponderosae (mountain pine beetle), 2349 nucleotides. Its product is annotated as proton-coupled amino acid transporter-like protein pathetic. The transcript is spliced from 7 exons. NCBI's taxonomy places the organism in Eukaryota, Metazoa, Arthropoda, Insecta, Coleoptera, Curculionidae. The record is from RefSeq and is a predicted model, not a curated record. The coding region runs from base 231 to 1670 and encodes 479 amino acids. Gene Ontology annotation, cellular component: vacuolar membrane. Gene Ontology annotation, biological process: amino acid transmembrane transport. Gene Ontology annotation, molecular function: amino acid transmembrane transporter activity.